UCAAUUAUAUACACCAAAGAUCUCUAUAUUUUUCCAUUGCUUCACCCCAAAACCCUAACCCUAGAAAUUUUGCAGAGAGCCGCUACCGCCAUGCCUCCGAAGUUCGACCCUUCUCAGGUCGUCGAUGUCUACGUUCGAGUUACAGGCGGUGAGGUGGGAGCCGCCUCUUCUCUUGCUCCAAAGAUCGGUCCAUUGGGGCUUUCUCCUAAGAAGAUCGGAGAAGAUAUUGCCAAAGAAACUGCAAAAGAUUGGAAGGGGCUGAGGGUUACAGUGAAGCUCACUGUACAGAAUAGGCAAGCUAAGGUUUCAGUAGUUCCUAGCGCUGCUGCUCUGGUUAUCAAAGCUUUGAAGGAACCAGAGAGAGAUAGGAAGAAGACUAAGAACAUCAAGCACUCUGGUAAUAUCUCUCUUGAUGAUGUCAUUGAGAUCGCUAGGGUAAUGAAGCCUAGAUCCAUGGCGAAGGACCUCAGUGGAACUGUUAAGGAGAUUUUGGGCACCUGUGUUUCAGUAGGGUGCACAGUUGACGGAAAGGACCCCAAGGAUUUGCAGAAGGAGAUCACGGAUGGUGAUGUUGAGGUCCCUCUUGAUUGAGGAAUGCCAUGCGAUGUGGAGUUGAUGCUGUUACAGCUACGCCCCUCAGACGAAUUCCAAGAGAAAGGAUGUGGGCAGCUUGCAUAUUGCAUUUCCUUUUAUUUUUUAAGUUUUAUGAUAGAGGUUGUUAAAGUAGUGUGAUAAGAGACUUCCAUUCAGGUAAGUAUUGAUAAGAUAUCUCAUUGAUUCAACAUUAAAAUCCUUCACGGAGAAGUUAAUGUUGGGGUGUUGCGAGAGAGCAUGAAGGUUUCCUAGCAAUGGAAUUUUUUGUACCACAAGCAUGUUACCUGCUAUUUUUGAAGUAUACUAUAGUGUAGAUGGAUGAGAUCGCCACCUAACUAGGGGCAAAAUCA
Molecule: messenger RNA, 944 nt
Organism: Amborella trichopoda
Lineage: Eukaryota; Viridiplantae; Streptophyta; Magnoliopsida; Amborellales; Amborellaceae
Product: large ribosomal subunit protein uL11
Biological process (GO): translation
Cellular component (GO): cytosolic large ribosomal subunit; ribosome
Molecular function (GO): structural constituent of ribosome; large ribosomal subunit rRNA binding
Source: RefSeq, a predicted model, not a curated record